GGUAUAUAAGCGCCCGCUGCUGCGGGGUCUGAUAAACACUUGCCCAUCAGCGAUUACAGCUCCAACAUGUACACGACAUUGGUGUUCCUCGUGGCUUUGGUAGCGUGUAGCGCAGCCGCCCCCGCCCCCGCGGAGGAGCCGAUUCCGAUCGUGAGUCAAACGCAGGAUGGACCGAACCCUGACGGGUCGUACAAAUGGAGCUACGAGACCGGAAACGGCAUAAAAGCCGAAGAAGAGGGCCAGUCGCAGAACGCGGGGUCGGCCGACGAGACGAAGACGGCGAAGGGUUCCUUCAGCUACACCGACAACGAAGGCCAGGCCUUUUCUUUGACCUACGUGGCCGACGAGAACGGCUUCCAACCGGAAGGAGCUCAUCUGCCGACGCCUCCACCGACCCCGGAGGUGAUCCUGAAGGCCCUUGAAUGGAUAGCGGCUCACCCCUCGAAGGAGGACGAGAACACCGUCUAAUUCGGCCGAGUCCUUCGACCUGAUCUCACGACUUCGAGACGAGCUCGGGGACACCCCGCGGGGGGUCCUUCCGGAGACCGGAAGUCUCCUCGACUUCCGGAAUUCGAUCGGCCCCCCCGACCCGCCACGACCCUCUCACCUGACUCCGGAAGAGACACGCUGUACAUAUUUAUUAUAUAUAUAUUUUAUUAUCUACUAAGCGAGCGAGAUGAGAGAGAACGAGAGGCAAUGUAACUCGCCGUUCCGAGAUGCCGAGGAGUAUUAUCAAUAAAGGUUGCAUCCCAAAG
Orussus abietinus is the source of this 755-nucleotide messenger RNA. RefSeq names its product endocuticle structural glycoprotein SgAbd-4 (gene CPR22). Gene Ontology annotation, molecular function: structural constituent of chitin-based larval cuticle. Lineage: Eukaryota; Metazoa; Arthropoda; Insecta; Hymenoptera; Orussidae. The transcript is spliced from 2 exons. Gene Ontology annotation, cellular component: chitin-based extracellular matrix. The record is from RefSeq and is a predicted model, not a curated record. Bases 67 to 468 code for a protein of 133 amino acids.